UCGAUCCCGGGUACAAGCCCAAUACGAGGCUACCGAGCUCUGUUACUAUGCCAAAGUGACCAAAUAUCAAACUGACCCCCCUUUAAUCGAUCCCGGGUUCAACCCAAAUAAAGGUCACAGGAAAGCUUGCGAGCUGAGCUCAGCGCAUUUGGUAUCUCUGGGCCCUUAG
Molecule: messenger RNA, 169 nt
Organism: Sphaeroforma arctica JP610
Lineage: Eukaryota; Ichthyosporea; Ichthyophonida
Exons: 1
Source: RefSeq, a predicted model, not a curated record